This is a messenger RNA of Anoplophora glabripennis (Asian longhorned beetle), 1529 nucleotides long. Its product is annotated as IST1 homolog. The record is from RefSeq and is a predicted model, not a curated record. Bases 96 to 1229 code for a protein of 377 amino acids. Gene Ontology annotation, biological process: protein transport. NCBI's taxonomy places the organism in Eukaryota, Metazoa, Arthropoda, Insecta, Coleoptera, Cerambycidae. The transcript has 9 exons.
AGGUUUUAGACAUUUUAUUUGUUUAGCUGUCGAUGAUUCAUUCAUAAUUGUAUUCAAAAAAUAUUUUUAGUAGUGAAAUCAUAAGAGCAGCGAAAAUGUUUUCUAGUUCUCCUAAUUACACAAAGUUAAAAACCAAUUUACGUUUGGCAAUUUCUAGACUAAAACUGUUACAGAAGAAGAAAACAGAAUUAACUGAAAAGUCGAGAAGGGAAAUUGCAGACUAUAUUUCUGGUGGAAAAUAUGAAAGGGCAAAAGUUAGAGUCGAAUAUAUUAUUAGGGAAGAUUACUUAGUUGAAGCUUUAGAGAUUGUCGAGAUGUAUUGCGAUUUAUUACUGGCUCGUUUUGGUCUUAUUAGCAAUAUGAAAGAACUAGAUGAAGGUAUUUCGGAAGCUGUUUCCAGUUUAAUAUGGGUCGCUCCUCGAUUACAGAGCGAUAUUCAGGAAUUGAAAGUUAUAAGUGAUUUACUAUCAGCAAAAUAUGGACCAAGUUUUGCAGAAGCCUGCAGAGUGGAAUCAAUUGAAGCAAUAAGUCCUAAAUUGAAGCAUAAAAUGUCUAUACAGAGUCCACCAAAAUUGUUAGUAGAAAAAUAUGUCAUUGAAAUCGCUAAAUCCUAUAAUAUACCAUAUGAACCUGAUCCGCAAGUUAUGGAAAUGGAUAAGGGAAAAGAUGCAUUGUUGAUAGAUCUUUCUAAUUCGAAUGAUCUUGGAGGAGGUGGUGGUAUGCCCCAACCACCUGGUUUUCUUGGGUAUCCACAACCACCCCCAUUGCCACAUUUAAUGGAUCCUGAUGUACCAGGACCAUUCGGGUAUACUCCACCCAAUAAAGAUUUUGGUGGUCCUUCAGCCCCACCACCAAGUUUUUCAUACAACAUUCCACCAGGUCUAGGGGAUGAGAAAAAGGAAUCCAAUACAGAUUAUUCGGAUCAUAAUUUACCAACUUAUCACAACCUAUAUCCUGAUGCUAAUUUCCAGGAUUCAAAUAAUGAAUCAUUGCCACAGGACACUGACAAAAAUGAAGAGGGUGAUAAAAAAGGGAACAACUUUGGUGUCAAUGUAGAGAAUUCCGAUGAUAAGCCCAAGCCAGCUCCUCGUUUGAAAAUGAAUGACAAAACUUACGAUCUUCCGGAACUGCCUUCGGUGCCCAGUUCUAUACCGGAUGACGAUAAGCAAGAUGAUAUAGAUUUCGACGAUUUAACCAGGAGGUUCAACGAAUUGAAAAAGAAAUAUUAAUAAUGGUUUAGGAUUACAAUAUGCAUUAUAAUAUACUUCAUACCUAACCAAAUAUGUGAUACGUUAUAAAUUAUGAAUUGAAAUAUAGUAGCAUCUUCCACCCCACUUCAUCGUUGAAAUAAGAUGCAAAACUUAAAUUUUUAUUUAUUGUAAAAUAAAUAUAGAAUAUAUUUUCAGUUGUCAGAUCAAAGAUCAAUCUAGUUCAUUUAGUUCAUUCAACUAGUUCUUUUUUAUAAACUAACCAUAUAAAUUAUGUAUAAAAUAUUAGUUAAUUCAAAUAUUCUUUAAUUAAAAUUAUGA